GGUAGGCCAAACCGUAGAAAUAAAGCUGCGUUUUCAAAUUCCUCCGGCGUAGUGUGGACGAGGCCUAAGAAACUGUCAGUGCGAUUGUUUCUCGUCGUUUCUCUGAAUAGCAUUUAAAAUGAUCGACAUUUCGAAGCAGUAGUUCUAGUUAUACUAGACAGCCGGUCCUAGCAUCUACCACAACUACACAAUCAGUUAUAUAUUUAUGUCAUAAUAAAUAAUAAUAAUUAAAAAUAUCUUUAGCCGGGAGGAGCCGGGAGGCAACCCGGCUCAGCCUCUGGUGGUUUUCAUUUGAACUUUCAAAUUACGUUUUAAAUUAAGGAAGAGUCCUAAGGAUUAGAAUUAUUAAUUUACAACGAUCCAGAGCGUCUGCGUGGGAGGUCAGCUUACACGUAUAUUAAUUAUUUUAUCCACUAAAUUUCGUAAUGAAUAUACUUUUUAAUGACGACGAACUUUCUUAGACUGGACUCAAGAAAUGACAACGGUAAAUUAAAUGUCGACUACAAAUUUCUACUCAGUCAGCAAUAUGCAUCAUGGUUAAAACAGACAUCAGUUUUAAAAAAUUCUUGACUUUUCGCUGAGAAAACUAAGAUGUCCCUGACCAAAUAAAAUAGGAAAUGUCAGAUAUAGGAGCGGCCUCCGGCCUCUCCUUACAGCUGUCCUUUCCGCUUAUUUAUAAACCUGAUCUGUUCCAUAAAUUGGCCUUCUUCAUAAACGUAAAACAUCGUUAAGGUCACUGCGACCUGAAAUGUUUCUUCCAGCCUUCAAUGGUUUUAAAUCAGCCGAGUUAUAAUCUCAAUCAGCCCUGACUUUUCGUGAAAAUGUCAAUUUCCCAUGUCUCAAAACAAACCUCCCUGACUUUUCCCUGACCUCGAAGAAUUUUUUUCCCUGACCAUUUCUUGACCUGUAGCAACUCUGCAUAUUUUUAUUGCAUGACUACACGAUUUAAGAAUUCGAGGACUCGAAGUUUGGACAUAAAACAAAUUUGAGGAAGAAAUUUAGACAAAGAAAAGCCUGUUAAAAAUUAAUCACCUCUAUGAUGAUAUAAAGUUCGCUGGAAAAAAAAGCGGUUUUCUUAGAACGUUUUUGGAAUGUAAAGAAGCCGGCAAUAUUCAUUCAUCAGAAGGAAGCCAUUCAUAUGCAAGGCACGCGAAUUUUGUUACCGGAAACGUUGUUAUUAGAUCUCUCCUGACUGAAUUCUUUGUUAUUAAGCACCUUAUCUACUUGUACGUCAUAUUUAGCAAAAAUAGCACGUGCAAAGAACCAAUGACUUUCGAGAAUGUUGUUAUUGAAAUGGUUUAAAACAUGUGCGUUAUUCUCUACGCAAGACAGAACUAAACGUAAUUGGUAUAGCAGGUAUAGGAGUCGACUGUGUAUCGUCAAUGAUUAUAAGCCUUGACACGGAAAAAGAGAAAAUACAAAAUCUGCUGUGACAUGCCAAUUCUUCAUCAGUCACGUUUAGCCAUUGAAGAAUUUUGUUUUACGUUGCAGUAAGCAGACGUCCUCAUCAGCGUAACAUCAAAGUGAAAACGUUUUCAUCUUUAUGGAAAAGCCGAAAAUGAACAGCACAUCAACAGAGAGCAAUGCAACUGGUGCAGUCGUUCUUUCCAAGGUAGAGGGGAUCGCAUUGUGCAGCGCUUAUAUUUUGGCAUCGGUCUUUAUUGUCGUAGGAAACUUGUUCAUCGUUGUCCUGUUCGUAGUUAACAAGAAACUACGCAAGAAAAGUUUAUUUCUAGUCAUAAGUAUGGCGUUUGCUGAUCUCAUGCUGGGAAUACUGUCUGUACCUAUCUACGUUUUGUUCAUCGGAUAUUCCUAUGACCUUUGGAGAGUCGAAGAAGCGCUGUCGAAUAAGUCCUUCUUCAUGGCUCACACCGUCACUGAUACCGUUUUUGCACAAGCCUCUCUAAUUUCUGCGGCCGCGAUAUCUGGAGAAAGAUUUUACGCUAUUUAUUGGCCCUUGAAGAGUCAAAUAGUGACAACGCGCGCAUAUCGCAUCGUUCUUGUUGCGGUAUGGACACUAGCUAUCGUUAUAUCGUCAGUAGUCAUAGCACUGAGUCAUUUCACUUCAUACAAACAUGCUGUGUUCGCCUGGACGCCUUACGCUCUGAUUCUAACGUUCAUCAUUUGCGCUUUCAACUUCAGCAUUUGGACAAAGUUUCAACAUGGAAGGGUCGCUUCACAACAGCCAAACAGAGCCUUGCACAACAAACGUUUAACAAAAACCUUGCUGAUCGCAUCUGGACUGGCUCUGCUAUCAUGGCUACCUUUAAUUAUUACAAGCAUUUUGGACGUUCAUGGCUUCUCGAUAUCUUUGAGAAAUAAUCUGGUUGUGAACCUGGUAAAUUUUUCGAACUCUUUCAUAAAUCCAAUUGUGUAUGUAUUACGAAUUCCCGAAUUUCGAAAUGCGUUGGGUAUGUGUUCUUUAAGAACGCAAACAACAGGGAAGACACCAGCUACUGACGUAAGAAAUGCUUUGACGCCGAGGAGGAGACAAUUAAGAACAUUACGAACCCACCCCAGUCAUCCAAAAGUGGCGUUUGAACAGGAAACUGCAGAUAGCCAACUGUACUUAACUAAGGUGUGAUAAGCUACUGACGCUGAUCACGUACUGAGCUCUAUCUUUAUACAAUGCAAUCAUUACUUAACUAAGGUUUUUUUGUAAUCUAGCUUGUAUUUCCUUUCGAAACAAAGUUUUUUCCUCCUGUGAUAGGGCUUUACUUAAAUCUGAAUCCGAUUCUAAUCGCAUUAGCGCGCUAUUCUAUUUUUCAUUCAAGUUAAGUUUUCACUUGAGGUUAAAAUGGCAGACAAAUUAUUUUAUUUGAGGAUGAAUAAUCAGUCACAUGGAUUUGUAAUCACUUGAGGAUAUAAGGACAAUUUCAUGUCAAAUCUUGUUCCAAAGUCUCAAAGGAAACCUAUGGACUUAUCGACUGAAGUCAACAGUACAACUAUAGUACACUAUAACAUGAAUGGAAGUUUUAAUUCCAUCAAAACAAAGCGCCAAAGGAAACCGAACCGCGGUAAAUAGGUAUAUUUCAUGUAAAUAUCCCUAAGUAGAUUUUAUGUUUAAAAAACUGACUUUUAAAUAGGUAUGACCUAAUGAUCUAAAUUAAAUCAUGGUUGCCACAGACAUCACUUUUCAAAAUUCCCCAACUAUUCCCUGACUUUUCCCUGAUAAAAAUAAUUUUUUCUGACCCAAUAUAUACGAAAUGUCAGAUAUAGUAGUGACCUCCAUCCUCCCCGUUACAGCCGUCCUUUCUUCCAAUUAGGUUUAGACUAAUUAGUUUUUAAUAGCUUUUGCCUUUAAGGGAAAACACCGUUGAGAUCACAAGUGACCCGAAAUGUUUCUUCCAGCCUUGAUGGGUAUUAAAUCAGCCGUGUUAUCAUUUUCAUCAAGUUUUACCCGACUUCUUUUUCAAAAUGUCAAUUUUCCCUGAAUCAAAAUGAAACUCUCUGACCUUGGAGAAUAUUUUCUCCCCUGACAAUUAAAUGACCUGUAGCAGCCCUGAAAAUUGAGCCUAAAAACUGGGGACGGUUUCUCAAAGCUGAAUAAUUGUUUGAAAUUACAGAACAAACAAGAAAUCGAGGAACACCUGUUUGUAGCCUGCUCCAAAGAUUACUGUGUAGAUUGCAUAUAGCACGCAAUUACAGUCACCUCACAUUAUGUAGAUUUAACAAUGUUUUUACCCAAGGCGCGUCACUGAGCAGAAAAAAAUCAACAGAUGACAAUCUCUCAAACCUGAUCGCUUAGAUAAAGCACGUUCAAACAGGCAUUAAUUAGCAGCUGGGUUAGUCAGGGAUGCAUGGCUUGCCUUGUGAAAGAGCAAACCCGCAGGGGCUGGUGUUGUUUCAUAAGCCAAUAUAGAAUUCAUUUUCCACAUCCUCUCGGUUUAAAGUGCGCACGUUUUCGAUCUAGAGCUAGUGAUCGGUCAAAAAGACAACACUACACUUAAGGCUACCGUGUACCUUCAGGGGUGUCUCCAGUCCAACGGAUGUAGCGCUUCGCGAUCACAUCGCAGAUACCCUAACUCCUGCACCAGAUUAAAGCUUAUAGAUCUCGUUAUUCAGAAUAUUUAUUAGGUUUUCCCGAAAAUGACUCAUCGAAGUUUUCCCCGAGGUCUAAACUCGAAGCCAUACAUCAUUUUUUUUAAAAGUUCCACCUUAACACGAUUUUUAUAUUUUGGAAAUUUUAGUUUUUUUUUCUCGCGAUCAGGCACCCAAACGCUUAAAAAAACGUGUUGGAGUUUUCCUUUGUUUGAUUGCAUUCAAAAGCUACAGAACAUUUUCAUAACUCGCAACAACAUAAUUUUCAGAAUUGUCAAAUUCCCCAACUCGUUUUAGUUGGUCUAUUUUUCAAUUGACCAAAUUUGACUGAAAUCGGAGAAAAGACCUUUGAGUUUUAACUCUUCUAAGUGUCCCCAUCCAGCAAAAACAGAGUUUUAAAAAAACCAGCAAAAAAGAUUUAAAUGAAAUAACACUGAGAAAACGAACACAGCCCUCAAACUCAUUCAAGGACAGUUUACUGCAUAUUUGCUCUUUUGAAUUUUCUUUCCUUGUCUGAAAGCUUGUAACUCAAGGUAUAUUCAUGGAGACAAACCAAAAUUGAAAAUUUUUCAUUCUGAAGGUACACGGUAACCUUAAACAGUACAACAGCAAAUAUAAUAACGCCACGCCAUUGGCCUUGACACUCGUGUUGGACUCUUUAUACCAUCCGUCGCCUUAACCCUAACUUUCUUCUUAUCACUGAGGCGGUUGUGACGUUUCAAAGCGGAAGAGUCGUUUCGCAGCAGCAAAACAGAGCCUCACAACAAACCCCUUGCUAUUUGUAUUUGUCCUCAGUCUGCUGUAGGCUCUGUUUUAUUAUUGUAAACAUUUGACGGGAUCGAGCGCAAAUAUCUGAAGUUGUGUGUGCUUCAGUCAGGCUAUAAUACUAAUUAUGUUUAUCGAAGUCAAUGUACACAAUGCUGGGAUAAUACUAAGAGAGCGCACAUGUUCCAAGUUCACUUGGCGCCAGUUCAAUCACGCCCUUCUCCACCACCCCCCUCCCCGCCCAAAAAAACAAUUCCACACUCGUCGACCUGCAUGGCUUACUAAAGCCUACCGAGGGGCUGUUUGUAGCGCACUAUACACUAUGAACAACAUUUAC
Orbicella faveolata is the source of this 5143-nucleotide messenger RNA. Its product is annotated as adrenocorticotropic hormone receptor-like. The record is from RefSeq and is a predicted model, not a curated record. Gene Ontology annotation, cellular component: plasma membrane. Gene Ontology annotation, biological process: G protein-coupled receptor signaling pathway. NCBI's taxonomy places the organism in Eukaryota, Metazoa, Cnidaria, Anthozoa, Scleractinia, Merulinidae. Gene Ontology annotation, molecular function: G protein-coupled receptor activity.